UGUUCGUACGCCGAGAGCAACGACGGUGUGAACCUCGUUGAGAAGCAGGACGCCGAUGGGCAAACUUGUUUGCAUGCUGCGGCACGAGGGAAGGCCCUCUCCGUAUUCCAUUGGCUCCAGAAGCAGUACCCACGGCUCGUUCUGAUUCGUGACAAUAUGGGCAGAACUGCCACUGAUCUUUCGUCACAACGCACUGUCUUCUCCUCUGCCCUUAAGUUGCCUCUAGUUGGUCGAUACGCUGCUAUGAUACGUAUCAACCCAUACUCCAACGAUCUCCAGAGUCUUCUAGCCGCUUAG
Molecule: messenger RNA, 297 nt
Organism: Hydatigera taeniaeformis
Lineage: Eukaryota; Metazoa; Platyhelminthes; Cestoda; Cyclophyllidea; Taeniidae
Source: the annotation of a GenBank genome assembly